ACAUGACUGAAAAUGUUUUAGGAAUAGAACAGGAAGAAACGACACCAAAAAUAAAUAAGAAAAAAAAUAGAAAAAAAAAAUGCAUCUGAGCGAGAACGAAGGCAUAGAAGGCAACACGUUCGUAGUGACCGGCGGUCUUGGGUUUGUGGGUUCGGCUCUGUGCUUGGAGCUCCUCCGACGAGGUGCGCGCCAUGUCCGCGCCUUUGACCUCCGAACCACAUCUCAGUGGUCCCACGAUCUCCUCACCCACGGCGUUCACAUCAUCCAAGGAGAUAUUGCCCAAAAAAAGGAUGUUGAAAAGGCUCUACGCGGGGUGGAUUGUGUGUUCCAUCUCGCUUCGUUUGGGAUGUCGGGAAAAGAAAUGAUGCAAUUCAGCCGUGUUGAUCAGGUAAACAUAAACGGAACCUGCCAUAUCUUGGACGCAUGCCUUGAGUUUGGAAUUCAAAGACUUGUCUAUGUGAGCACCUACAAUGUUGUGUUUGGUGGGAAGGAGAUUGUCAAUGGGAAUGAGACGUUACCGUAUUUUUCUAUAGAUGAACAUGUUGAUCCAUAUGGCCGUAGCAAAUCGAUCGCCGAGCAGUUGGUCCUGAAGAGCAAUGGCAGGCCCUUUAAGAAGAAGAAUGGGAAAUGUCUUUAUACCUGUGCCGUUCGGCCGGCUGCUAUUUAUGGACCUGGUGAAGAAAGGCACUUUCCGAGGAUAGUUUCUCUGGCAAAGCUAGGCCUGCUGCCUUUCAAGAUUGGUGAUUCAAGUGUAAAAGGAGACUGGAUUUAUGUUGAUAACCUAGUACUUGCGCUAAUAUUGGCAAGCAUGGGACUUUUAGAUGACAUUCCCGAUAAGGAGAGACGUCUAAUAGCUGCUGGGCAGGCUUACUUUGUAUCUGAUGGGUCUCCUGUCAACAGUUUCGAGUUCCUUCGACCUCUUCUUCAAAGCCUGGAUUAUGACCUGCCAAGGGCGUCCUUAUCUGUCCCUCAAGCUUUGCUCUUGGGAAAGAUUUUCUGGGCAAUCUAUACGAUAUUAUAUCCAUGGUUGAAUCGACGGUGGCUUCCUCAACCCUUGAUCCUUCCUGCUGAAGUAUACAAGGUUGGUGUUACCCAUUAUUUCUCCUUCCUUAAAGCCAAGCAGGAACUUGGGUAUGUCCCGAUGCUGACGCCUCGAGAGGGCAUGGCUGCAACCAUUUCAUACUGGCAACAGAAGAAGAGGAAAACUUUUGAUGGGCCUACUAUUUAUGCAUGGCUAUUCUGUGUGAUUGGAAUGACCUCACUAUUUUGUGCUGCUUAUUUACCUAACGUGGGAUCGGUGCCGUUUAUCAGAGCAAUUAGCAUUUUCUUGUUCAGAUCAAUGUGGAUAGUGAGGAUGGUGUUCCUUGUAGCCACGGCACUACAUGUUGGGGAAGCUAUAUAUGCAUGGCAUCUAGCAAAGAGGGUGGAUCCUGAUAAUUCGAAAGCAUGGUUUUGGCAGACGUUCGUGCUUGGGUUCUUUUCGUUGCGUUUUCUGCUGAAAAGAGACCGAGAAAGUGAGCGUGUGAGGAUGUAGUCCACUCUCGUAAGCGAUCCUGUAUUUAUAAUCACAAGUUUUCAUGCAAAUCGGGGGAGGAAUAUGUUUCGGAAACAUACCUCCAAAGAGGACAUUGUAAGAGGGAGAUUUUAAGGGUACUGUAAGUGAUGUUCAGGCGGUUCAUUUUGAAGGAGUUGAAUACUCGGAAAAUUCAAACUCAAAAUCGAAGAGAUCUUCACGUCUGAUGUUAUUAUAUUAUAUGCACCUUCGUUUUUAUUAUAUUAAUACUGUUAGAGGAAUUUUAACAUUAAAAAAGGUCACGUAACAGAUUUUAUUCUGCUUUUUGUUAAUGCGAUAUCGAUA
This is a messenger RNA of Morus notabilis, 1858 nucleotides long. Its product is annotated as short-chain dehydrogenase/reductase family 42E member 1. The coding region runs from base 80 to 1534 and encodes 484 amino acids. Gene Ontology annotation, molecular function: 3-beta-hydroxy-Delta5-steroid dehydrogenase (NAD+) activity. The record is from RefSeq and is a predicted model, not a curated record. The transcript is spliced from 5 exons. Gene Ontology annotation, biological process: steroid biosynthetic process. NCBI's taxonomy places the organism in Eukaryota, Viridiplantae, Streptophyta, Magnoliopsida, Rosales, Moraceae.